Molecule: messenger RNA, 7168 nt
Organism: Diachasmimorpha longicaudata
Lineage: Eukaryota; Metazoa; Arthropoda; Insecta; Hymenoptera; Braconidae
Product: voltage-dependent anion-selective channel protein 1-like
Exons: 4
Coding region: 233-1102 (289 amino acids)
Biological process (GO): monoatomic anion transmembrane transport
Cellular component (GO): mitochondrial outer membrane
Molecular function (GO): voltage-gated monoatomic anion channel activity
Source: RefSeq, a predicted model, not a curated record
AUCGGCUGGAAGAACCGAUUGUGCGUGAAAAUGAUCACAUUUUUACUGAAGGAACCUGAGCUAUGACGUCCCAGCAAACUCCCUGACCUGUCUUGGACUCCCUAGAGGGGAUUCGACAACGUUGUCAUCGAAAUCACCCGGGUGGAGCUGUCGCGUGGACUGAUUGGGGUUAAUCUGGACCUUGAGAAGUUGUCUGACAUUCCUAUCAACUCAAGCACAAUCUUUUUCUGUCAUGACCACUCCAAGUUUUACUGAGCUUGGUCAAAGUAUCCGUAACGUGCUGAACUCGAGUUACGAGUACGGUCGCCGAGUUGUCAGGAUAACUCUCAAGGCCAAAUCCGAAAACAACUUGGAAAUUGAUAGCAGUUACAAGCUCAACUGCGAAAAUCCACCGGCGAGAGGGGAUGCUACGGUGAAACUUCGACUUCAGGAUUACGGUGUGCUCUCGGAGAAGUGGAACAGCGAUGGUACCAUCAAUUUGGAGUACAAGAUUGACGAGGGGAAGAUUUUUGAGGGGCUCAGGAUCGUCGGGGGAUACUCCUACAAUCCCUCCACCAACGAUUCGGGACUCAAGGUCACCACGAAAUUUAAGAACGAUUUUUUGAACUGCAGCCUUUGUGUUGGAAAUGCCCUAGACAAACAUUUGAGCUUUCUCGCUGGGGUUGUGAUUGGCCUCAGGGGUCUCUUCAUUGGGUACCAAUUUGAAUACGAAUCGCUGUCCAGCUCUUUCACGGCGAGUAAUAUCGGGGUGACGUAUAAAUUCACUGAUUUGAGUGUAUACUUCAAGUGCUCCCCCGGGAUGACCGACCAUUACGACUUAUCAGCGGUGUAUAAAGUGAAUGAAAAUUUCAAGGCUGCGAUCACUGGAACAUUGACAGGACUCGAUACUAGGGCCAACUGGAAGGGCGGCUGGGGUGUGCAGUAUAAAUUCGACGAGGCAGCCACUUUGCGAAUGAAAUUUAACAACGAAUUACAAUUGGAUACCAGUAUACAGCAUUUGCUGUACGAUGGGAUUAAGGUGACGCUUGCUUUUGGAAUUGAUUGCAGGGACUUUGAGAACAGUCGGCACAGGGUCGGCCUGGCGAUCGAUAUGGAGGUGUGAACGGUCGUAGGAGGAAUGCAAAAAGGCUUUUACAUCUGUUAUUUAAAAAAUCGUAGGAAUAAAAAACAGAAAUAAAGAAGAUUAUUUAGCUCUGCACUCUUCAUUUGAAAAGGUAUAUUCGUUAUAAUGGUGGAGCACAUACUCGACGUUCCGCCUUGUAAAUAAUUUUCCCUCGAGAUAACAUUUUUUACCUCAGCUCACAAAGGUGGGAGAUAUGAGAGAAGAAUGAUGAGGGAAAAAUAAUGACAAAAAACGAGGUACACUAUCUUACGAGAAUUUAUAUCGCCGUGAGAAGUGCAAUUCACUCGGAGUAAAAACCAGAUAAAAUCUUGCUACGUGGAGGAUUCUAUCUGAACAGCGAUUUUUUAGUCUUCGGAGGGGUGGGGCAGAACCGGAUGAUGAAAUUUAAUGAAUCAGCGUCAUUCGCAUCAAUCAGAAUAAUUAAUUCACUCGUCAAUUACGAUUAUUCGUCAGUUACGAGCACUUUUCGCGAAAUAUCUCGAAAUCUGAGCGAGAUAUCGCAAUAUUAAUUAUCAACUUUUUUUUAGAGCUAAUGGAGAACUACAACAAAGGUCGUUACAAAAAUUUCCCUAUCUCUCUCAGAUUCCGAGAUAAUCCCCAAACCCUGAACUGCGAGAUAAGCCGACUUAUCUCGGUUUAGUACUCCCCCAUGGGAUUAAAUGAAAUGAAAAAAAAAAUACGUUUGAGGGAAAGACUCACCCGAUGUCGAGGAACGGCUGGCAUACUGCUGGUUCGCCCCCGCUGCCUGUCAACUCUUGCCCGCGAUGCUGUCCCAGGUGCGGAUGGGCUCGUCGGACUGGGACUCAAGUGCGGUGUCAUUGCAACAGCCCCAGGAUUCAAUAUACUAUUCCUCGUUGGGCUCCUCGGUGAGGGUGAUAAGUGCCCCCAGGGACCCGCCUCGGUCUGCAAAAAUCUGGAGGAAUUCCACAAGUUUUCAACGACCAACUUUGGAAAUUCAAACUUUGCUGUACCAUCGAAUUUAAAUAGAGGAGAAAAAGACAAUAAAAAAGUUGGAAAACUACUUCAAACCUGUGCAAAUCCGGCGUGGGCCGGGCCACGGCGAUGCUGCAGCUCCUUCGCCUCGAGGGAGUCGGUGAUUUGGGGGCUUCAGUCAUAGACUGUGAUUGUCCACCCAUGGAAUGACCUCCCCCAUGCAAUCGCACCUCUAUCUCGCUGCUUCUGCGUUGAAAUGCCCGCUUUCCCCAUCUCGUGUUAUUUUUCUUGGCAUCAGGGCUGUCGGUUCUCCUGGAAAAACAGAGGGGAUUUGAUGUGUCGUCCGAUGAAAUAUAAUUUUCCUACUCGAGUCCCCCGAGACCGAGCUCCUGUGUGACGCGAUAAUGGCUGAAGGUCAGAGGACAGGGCUAAACAAACUUAAUUUACGUGUAAAUUUCCAACGGCAAGGGAACACCAUCGGGAGACCACUUUGGAGUUUACCUGGUCUCCUCAAUUAUUGCUUAUCCUUGACUCCCAUUCAAUCCAGUGUGGAGUCUGAGUACUCAGGGAAUUCAAAUUUUCAGAGGACAUUUCAAUUGCUAACUGCCGUUACCUCAUAUUUUUGUAGUUAAAUGGGAUAACGAGGUAAGUUGAGUCAUCUCCAACUUUGUUUUCUGAUAAAUAUCUCAAACACGAUACGAACUUCUGAUAAUAUUGAAAAAGUUAUUCUCAAAGUAAACAGGACUACCAGAUUAUAAGGACUAUAUUGUGUUAUUCUUAGGAUUAACCGAUUUUUUUUUUGUUGAGACAGCUGCUGGACCAAUAUUUGGCCGACCUUAGACCCUCAUGGAAUCAACGUGGGGUAACAUUGGACCCAGAUCGAUGCCGCCACGAAUUUUUAGGUAAAAAUUACGCGACAAAAAUGUUAUUCCAUCCAGAUCAAUUAAACUUCAUCUAAUUUAUUAUGUUUCUAUUUUUAAUUAUUUUUAAAUGGAUUCGGAAUUCACCGAAUGACGUCCCGAGUCAUUCGCUUCGCUUAAAUCCUAUUUUUAAUCUAUUAAACAAUUCGCGUGACUCAAUUGAGCAAUUUAUUUCCGUCAAAAUUAUCUUUUAAUGUAUAAUUGAUGUUGAUGAAUUUUCUGAUUAAAAAUCAGAGGAAAAUCCCGCGUAUUUCACGAUUUGGAAUGAAAAUCGAUGACGAAUAUCCCCUCGCGUUUAAUAAUCAAAUGAAACAGCUGAAAAUUCAAUGUCACUCCCCUGAAAAUUCCGUCUAGACAGUUCAUGAACUUCCCUUAUUUUCCCGAACAGUUGCCGAUUUAAAUAGUUGACACAACUCGGUGGGACCGGCCUCGAUGCGAAUUAGAAUAGAAACAUUUAAAAUUAGAAAAUUUUCGUGGUCUUCCUCAAAAGUCAAAUUCAUCACAUCCAAAGUAAACAGUAUGCCAUCAAUCACCUGGGUAUGAGUUUGUCCUCCAGCAUUGUUGGCAGAUCGUCAGUGUCUUCCGUGAGUGCAGCAAAAAAAUCCUGAAAUUUAUCUGGAAAAUUGCUCGGUGGGCACGUUGUCGUGGACAGUUGGACAGCAUCCUGGUGUUGCUCGUUACCACUUCCCCGGUAUCUCGUCACUGUUGAUGUUGCCAUUUUUCCCCAAAGCUCAUCGCCUGGAGGUCCCCGAUGAGGCGGCAAUUAUUCCUGCAAGGAUCGCCCGAACGUAAGUCACGAGGGGAUGAAAGGGAUUUGUUUCAUCCCAGGAGGCUCUCCGAUGCGAUUGAAAAUCCGUCGUUACCACAAAUUAUUCAUCCCCUGUCGCUAAUUGCUCGUGGGAUAGUUCGUUAAUUCAAUUAAACGUCAGCACAUAUUGCGCCAGCCACAUGUUGUCGGGGAAUCUGGGGCUCGAAUGCAAUUGUGGAUAUUUAAUUUAUCGAACGCAUCAGAUGCGGAUAAAAUUCUUGAGCCGAUUUUUCUUCCCAUCGACUUUGGUCCCGUUUAAUUAAACAAUCAAUGGUAUUGGGAUUAAUGAGGAAUUUUUAAUCGUUCCUGGUGAGACGAGGUGGUGAUGGACGUUAACGGAGUGUCUUGACGUCGUCGCAUGACAGUCAACUUCGUACACCGACGGAUAACUGAGGGUUGAAGGCUUUCGCGUGGUUGUUGUUAUACUUUUUGUAGCCGGGAACCACUCGCCUGGGGGUCGCGCAAGCGUGACUCGCACCAACCCCGUUGAAUGAGUCUGUUCGGAAAUCUUGCGAUAGCACACGCGCUGACCUCGGUGGACCUGCAUGUUGGUUGAAAGUUGGUCGAGGGAUUUUCGGGGAUACCAAUAAUUGACGAAACUAAAUCCUCCUCCGACUAAUGAUAAUUUAUUAUUUAAUUAACGUCUUCACCAUCACAAUAUCGUUACGUACUUUCUUAUCUAGUAGACGAAUUCAAUUCAAGGCGAAGGAGAUCUUUGAAAAUCAUAAAUUUUGUUCAGUUUUUCUCUUGGUUUAUGGAAAAUGUCAGUAGCGGAUUUUUAGGGGAUUCCCUAUGUUAAUUAGUUCCGCGUCCGCGGUGGAAUACAAACUAUGAAUUAUUGCUCAAGGGAUUAUGCAAAUUUUCAGUGAAAAAAAUUAAUAUGGAUCGUAUUUUCUCAUUUGAAAAUUCUGAAUUUUUUCCCCUGUCAAAUUAUGAAAUCGUAAUUUUUUUCUGGCGCAAUACGCGAUGAUUAAUGGAUGGAGGGAUGGGGGUGAAGCGGGGCAUAACUGAGGCCUCGAAUUCCCCAAAUAAAUUGUUAACAGAAAAAAUCAAAUCCCUCCUAAUUUUUAAAAAAUAUUACGAGCUGAUUUUUAAAGUAAUUUCACAGGUAAAAGCGAUUCUAUUUAUUUACUGACGUUUCAAAUUAAGGUAAUUUGAGAUAAUUCAAUUUAGGGAUUUCAAUAAUUAAAUGACCAACAGCGCAUGUCCAGAAAAAAAUACGUGAGCGUGCCUGGAAAGUAUUAAUUAAUAUUCGAUAGAUUGUAAAGCCAUAACUCUAGCCCCACAAUUACCGAACAUGCAUUGUAAAAUGAUUUUGGCGCCGAUCUUAAUCUUCGCUUUAUUUUCCAUGUCUCGAACGUGUACAUGCUUAUUAGGUACCCCAUCGAUCGCACUCACCAGACAUGCAGUAAUCAUUGUUAUUAUAUUGACGCUGGUUGAGGGCGAAGGUGUCUUAGGGUCAAUGACUGUCGCGAAAAAAUCAAUAUUUAAAAAUUUCCCGCGCCAUCGACAAACAUUUGUAAGCGCAAGAUCAGCGGUAAGUUGAGACGGGAAAAAGGAAAUUUAACCCACGUGGAAGGAGCCGAAGAGUAUUCGGAGAAUGCGACAUUUCCCGCCCCCAGCCCCCACCCACCCUCAGCCCCCCGAUAUCCGAGGACUGAUAGCGAUAAAGUCAAUAUAAUAUUUUCUCUUUCAACUCACUGAUCCGCUUAACUGAAUAACUAAUAUUAUUAUGUAAUUUUCUGGAUUAAUUAUGUGCAAAAAAAUAAGGAAUAAAAUUAAAUGAAAUGACUACGCAAACCCAGUGAUGUUUGUACUAAUUUUUAUUCGACAAAUAAUAAGUAUUCAUUACAAAUAACUGUAAACUUUAUGUUGUAAUACACGCAUAUUUGUGUCUUCACCAGUAUUUGUCUCAUUAAUCAAUUAAAUCUCUAUAUCAUCAUCAAUGUUUUUUUUUUUUCGUUAAUUCAAUUUGUCGUCAUCCACACUAUCUCAUUUGUUCAACAGCUUUUACGUUCCUCCUCUAGUAUUAUUCUUCCCUAGUAUUACUCGAUUACAAUAAAAAAAGGAAAUGCACAUUUCAAUUGCCGAUACACGUGUCUGAAUAUUAAAAUUACUUUUAAUACAAUUUAUUGAUUGUUUUGAUUGAUAAAAACAUCCGACUCAUGAUCCAGUAAUGUAACGAUUGGAAAAAAAACAAGAAAAAUUAUACGAGAAAUGUCAGCCAGUGAUAUACAAAUGCCCUUGCGAUAUUCCUGAGGAUAGUUAGUGAUAGCCAAGUGAUAAGAAAAUGAAUAAACGACAAGUUAAUCACUACAGCGGGAUGAAUUUCAUCGAUUCUUUUACUUUUUUCAUCUGAAAUACCUAGUCGAGCUCAGUCAGCAAGACACACGAUCUACUUAAAUAACAUAAAUCUUAUCAUGAAUAUGAGAGAAGUAGCAAAGGUUGGAUCGAUGGACAAUCGUUGUAUCGUCAAUCAAAUAACUCCUCCCCCCCUCCCCCCUGUCCUCUCGUAUUUUUAUCAACUAAUUUUUCAUCAUUCACUUCAAUUUCACACAAUAAGAUUUUUUAUUCAUCUUUACUCUAGCUUUGUCUUCAUUGGCGAUACUUUUCCAUCGAAAUCUCACCCUUUCAUUAAGCUUAAUGAAGUUAAUUAAUGCAAUAUUAAAUCAACUAGACUAUAGAUAUAUUCAUCAGAUGGGAGUGGGUCCUCGUUAAGGUCUCGAUUAGUAUUAAUUAUUUCAUAGUCGUGUUAAUAUUCAUUGCUGAAAUAAUCUGUGCAUUGGAAAUGAUUUUUUUAUAAUCGAUGAAGAAGAGAAAGAACCAUCUAGAUUAAAUGUUAUUACUCUAUUUACAAUGUACUUCGUCGAUGCCACUUUUGUGUUACUGGAAAUAUUCGAAACUGAGAAUAAAAAAAGCUGGAAAUGGAAUUGACUCCUAUUUCUUUUCCUCUUAUCGUCGUGUGGAUGAGAGUGACUACAUGAUGGAUUGAAUCUUCAAUCAUUCCAUACCCCUAGCAAUGGUUAUCUUAACAGUUAUCUAUUAUUGUACACAAUCUCGAAAAGAUAUAGGCCAUGAUAUAUCAUAUAUAUUUUUUUCUCCUCACUCGUCGGCUGUAUGUUUGAUUUGAAUUUUCAUUUUUGUUGAAUAGCGUCUUGCAAACAACGAAAACACGAUUAAUCGAGUUUUCAAUAUCUCAUAGCGUGAAAAAUUGUACGAAAUGAACGAUGGAAUCGUAAGGGUCUAUCUGCUAAAAUAAAAUUAAAAGUGUAUGUUGAUUUUCAAAAGUAAACUUAUUGCCUAUUUACAUUGAAACUGAUAAAUACAUCCGAAAAAAUGCACAAAGGAAAACUUUUAUAAUAAAAAGAACGAAAAAAAAAGAAA